Molecule: messenger RNA, 519 nt
Organism: Alternaria incomplexa
Lineage: Eukaryota; Fungi; Ascomycota; Dothideomycetes; Pleosporales; Pleosporaceae
Exons: 2
Coding region: 1-519 (172 amino acids)
Source: RefSeq, a predicted model, not a curated record
AUGUUGUCCUUUGCCCACCUCCAAUUUGGCACCCUCCUCCAAGCCACAUUCCUCCUUGGCAUGAACACGGCCCUAUCCACUAUCUCAAUACCCUCCAUCCUCGAAUCUCCCUCUCCCAUCCUCGCAAUCCGGCAAUGGCACUACCAGUUCCGCGCUGCGCAAGUCCCCGCUACUUCGCUCUCAGCCUCGAACCUCAUCCUCUCUGCCAUCAUGACAUAUGACUCCUCCACGAAGCAGGGGGUUACGGGGAAGACCACCAUUAUCUACGGCGUUAGCAGCGUAUUGGCGUUCCUGAUCUUCCCAUUCACACUUCAUUACAUGAACCCGGUGAAUGACGUGUUGAUCGAGAAGUUCAGGGCGCAGAAGGAUCUACAUUAUGCGGACCUACCAGAGAAGGGCAGGGGUAUGCAGACUGCGAGGGAUCACGAUAAGAUCGCCUACUGGGGCUACCUGAACCGUGUGAGGAUUGUGCUUUAUGCUGGGUUCGUGGCUUGCAAUGCUGCUGCUAUUCUGGUCUAG